AUGAUCAUGAGCUCUUAUUUGAUGGACUCUAACUACAUCGAUCCGAAAUUCCCUCCAUGCGAGGAAUAUUCGCAGAAUAAUUACAUCCCCGAGCCCGGCGCCGAGUUCUACGGGCGGAGGGAGCCCGGCUUCCCGCAGCAGCACGCCGAGAUUUUCGGGGGGACCCGCGGGGCUUUCCCCGAGCGCCCCUUCGGCUGCGGGGGGCUCCGCGGAGCGGGGGGAGGAGGAGGAGGAGGAGGGAGGCAGCACCUGGCGGAGAAGCCGCAGCUCUGCGAGCCCCCGGGGCCGGCGCCGUGCGGGGAGCCCGAGGGGCAGCGAGGGGCGGCGGGGAAGGCGCCGGUGGUCUACCCCUGGAUGAAGAAAAUCCACGUCAGCACCGUGAACCCCAACUUCUCGGGGGGCGAGCCCAAGCGCUCCCGCACGGCGUACACGCGGCAGCAGGUGCUGGAGCUGGAGAAGGAGUUCCACUACAACCGCUACCUGACCCGGCGGCGCCGCAUCGAGAUCGCGCACGCCCUGAGCCUGAGCGAGCGCCAGAUCAAGAUCUGGUUCCAGAACCGCCGCAUGAAGUGGAAAAAAGAUCACAAAUUGCCCAACACCAAAACCCGCGCGGCGCCCGCGCCCGCCGAGCCCGCGGAGCGCGCCGAGGACAUCACCAGGUUGUAACGGGAGCGCGCGGGGAGCCGGGGGUGACGGGGGAAAUCGGGAAUUCGGGUUUUGCUGCCCCGGUUAGAGCGGGAAACUCGAAAAAUUCGGGUUUUUCUGCCCGGGUUAUAAGGAAAAGUCGAAAAAUUCGGGUUUUUCUGCCCGGGUUAGAGCGGAAAGUCGGAUUUUUCUGCCCAAGUUAUAAGGAAAAAGUAGGAAAAAUCGGAUUUUUCUCCUCCGGUUAGAGCGGAAAAGUCGAAAAAUUCGGGUUUUUCUGCCUGGGUUAGAGAGGAAAUUCGGGAUUUUCUGCCCGGGUUGUAGCGGAAAUUCGGAAAAUUCGGAUUUUUCUGCCCAAGUUAUAAAGAAAAAGUAGGAAAAAUCGGAUUUUUCGGACCAGGUUACAGCAGAAAUUCGGAUUUUUCUGCCCAAGUUAUAAAGAAAAAGUAGGAAAAUUCGGAUUUUUCUGCCCAGGUUACAGCGAAAAAGUCUAAAAAUUCAGAUUUUUACUGCGCAAUGUGUAGUAAAAAUGUGAAAAAUUCAGAUUUUUCUGCCUGGAUGGAGCAGAAAUUUUGAUUUUUCUGCCCUGGUUGUAGCAAGAAUUCAGAUUUUUCUACCUGGGUUGUAGCAGAAAUUUGAAAAUUUGGGAUUUUUCUGCCCGGGGUGUAACAAAAAUUCGAAUUUUUCUGCCCAGGUUAUAGCGAAAAAUCCGGAUUUUCCCACCCAGGCCGUAUCCAGAAUCUGGGUUUCCGCACGGAUUGGGGAAUUCCAAAAAAUUCGGAUUUUUCCGCCUGAGAUGCAGCAAAAAUUGGGAUUUUUCUGUCCUGGUUGUAACGGGAAUUCCGGUUUUCUGCACAGGCUGGGACAGGAAAUUCGGAUUUUGAGGAAAAAUUCCGAUUUUCCACCCAGAUUAGAAGAGAAAUUCUGAUUUUUCGCCCAGGUUAUAACGAAAAUUCCGGAUUUCCCGCCCAGCUUUUGAGGAAAAAUGCGAAUUUCCCAAUUUCCCACCCCAAAAAUCCGCGCCGUGCGGGGACUCUGGCUUGGAUAGAUUCUAAUAUAUAAAUCUCUAUAUUUGGGGUUUUUGUGUUGUUUUGGGGGGUUUUGGCCUCGGGGGGCGAGGAAUUCUCCCUUGGUUGUUGGUAUUUUCUUGUUAUUAUUAUUAUUAUUAAUGUUAUUAUUUAAUUAAACCCUCUGCGGGUGUCAAAAAUCAGCUUUUUAAAAGGGUUGUUAUUAUUAUUAUUAUUAUUAUUAUUGUUAUUAUUAUUAUUAUUAUUAAUCCCCCUAUAUGUCAAAACUCCCCCUAAAUUCCCUCUAUUUUUUAAAUUUUAAAAUUAUUAUUUAUUAUUAUUAAUAUUUUUAUUAAUCCCCUGUGUGUGUCAAAGCUUGACCCCUCUUUCAAUUCUCCCAAUUAUUAUUAAUUAAUUAUUUUAAUUAUUAUUCUUUUAUUAAUCCCCUGUGCCUGUCAAAGCUUGACCCCUCUUUCAAUUCUCCCAAUUAUUAUUAAUUAAUUAUUUUAAUUAUUAUUCUUUUAUUAAUCCCCUGUGCCUGUCAAAGCUUGACCCCUCUUUCAAUUCUCCCAAUUAUUAUUAAUUAAUUAUUUUAAUUAUUAUUCUUUUAUUAAUCCCCUGUGCCUGUCAAAGCUUGACCCCUCUUUCAAUUCUCCCACUUAUUGUUAACAUUUAAUUACUUUAAUUAUUCUUUUAUUAAUCCCCUGUGCGUGCCAAAAACUCCACCCCGCUUUCAAUUCCCCCUGUUAUUUUUAUUAUUAAUAAUAUUUAAUUAUUGUAAUUAUUAUUUAAUUAACCCCCCCAUUUUAGCUGCAUGUCAGAGGUCGCAUGAGCCCAGGUGGCCGCACCUGGAGGAACUUUCCAAAAACGGGUUUUUCACCCCCUUUUUCAGGGUUUUAUUUAUUUUUUUUAUUGAUUUUUAAUUAAUUUUCUAUUUAUUUUCUAUUUAUUUUGGG
Pyrgilauda ruficollis (rufous-necked snowfinch) is the source of this 2605-nucleotide messenger RNA. Its product is annotated as homeobox protein Hox-C4-like. Gene Ontology annotation, molecular function: DNA-binding transcription factor activity, RNA polymerase II-specific; RNA polymerase II cis-regulatory region sequence-specific DNA binding. NCBI's taxonomy places the organism in Eukaryota, Metazoa, Chordata, Aves, Passeriformes, Passeridae. Gene Ontology annotation, biological process: anterior/posterior pattern specification; embryonic skeletal system morphogenesis; regulation of transcription by RNA polymerase II. The record is from RefSeq and is a predicted model, not a curated record. Gene Ontology annotation, cellular component: nucleus. Bases 1 to 666 code for a protein of 221 amino acids. The transcript has 2 exons.